Molecule: messenger RNA, 5369 nt
Organism: Conger conger (European conger)
Lineage: Eukaryota; Metazoa; Chordata; Actinopteri; Anguilliformes; Congridae
Product: homeodomain-interacting protein kinase 1-like
Exons: 19
Coding region: 268-3786 (1172 amino acids)
Biological process (GO): peptidyl-threonine phosphorylation; smoothened signaling pathway; peptidyl-serine phosphorylation
Cellular component (GO): PML body; cytoplasm; nucleus
Molecular function (GO): ATP binding; protein serine/threonine kinase activity; protein tyrosine kinase activity
Source: RefSeq, a predicted model, not a curated record
GUCUUUACGGUACCGGACGUAGUUUUUUUUCCCCCGACACAGGGACGUGGGCUCUUCCUGUGUAAGACUGGCGAUUCUUUACAGGGUCGUCGGUUUUAUAGGCUUCAAGCAAGUUGGUUUUAAUGGAAACAAUAAAGGCCUAGCAGUCAGAAAACCGAUGACAGGACGGUCGGAUCGGCGAGACGAUGUGUGACUGACAGGUAUCCAGGGUAGGAUGCUUCGUGGUGAAAAGGUGUCCGUUCCAGGCCACAUAUAAAUUGAUCUGGUAUGGCGUCCCAGCUUCAGGUGUUCUCUCCACCUUCGGUGUCAUCCAGCGCCUUUUGCCGCGUGAAGAAGCUGAAGGUGGAAAACUGUGUGUGGGAUGUAACCGGCCAGGCGGGUGAGAGCAAGUACUAUCCGCUGAGCCCCACGCAGGGAAGCACUGCUGCCCGUGCUGCUAUGCCAGGCCAGGCCCCGAGUUUCAACCCCGCCGGCAUGGCCUACAACCCCACCAACUUGGUGUUUCCCCCGGCGGGUGGGUCGCGCGGGCAGGUUGUGGUGCGUGCUGCCGACAGCACCGGGAGCCUGCCUGGGGCCUCCAGUCACCGUGGCAACGACAACUCACAUUCGCACCGGGAGCUGGGGCAGAGGUACGGAGUGAAGAGGAAGAGCGAGGAGGUGGACAGCAGCGGUAGUGUCCAGAUUCUGGAGGAGCUGUCGGCCCCCGUGCUGUCCAACCGCACCGGUGCCGGGACCACUACCCAGUCCAUCGCCCACUCGGCCUCCACCACCAAGAGCAGCAACUCCAACAGCGAGGGCGACUACCAGCUGGUGCAGCACGAGAUCCUCUGCUCUGUGUCCAACAGCUACGAGGUGCUGGAGUUCCUGGGCCGUGGCACCUUCGGGCAGGUGGCCAAGUGCUGGAAGCGGGGCACCAACGAGAUCGUGGCCAUCAAGAUCCUGAAGAACCACCCCUCCUAUGCCCGCCAGGGGCAGAUUGAGGUGAACAUCCUGGGCAGGCUGAGCACGGAGAACGCAGACGAGUUCAACUUUGUGCGCUCGUACGAGUGCUUCCAGCACAAGAACCACACGUGCCUGGUGUUCGAGAUGCUGGAGCAGAACCUGUACGACUUCCUGAAGCACAGCAAGUUCAGCCCGCUGCUGCUCAAGUGCAUCCGGCCCGUGCUGCAGCAGGUGGCCACCGCCCUGAUGAAGCUGAAGAGCCUGGGCCUCAUCCACGCCGACCUCAAGCCCGAGAACAUCAUGCUGGUGGACCCGCUCCGCCAGCCCUACCGCGUCAAGGUCAUCGACUUCGGCUCAGCCAGCCACGUCUCCAAGGCCGUGUGCUCCACCUACCUGCAGUCCCGUUACUACAGAGCCCCGGAGAUCAUCCUGGGUCUGCCGUUCUGUGAAGCCAUAGACAUGUGGUCCCUGGGCUGUGUGAUCGCUGAACUCUUCCUGGGCUGGCCCCUGUACCCCGGAGCCUCCGAGUAUGACCAGAUCCGCUACAUCUCCCAGACCCAGGGCCUGCCGGCAGAGUACCUGCUGAGCGCUGGGACCAAGACCAGCCGCUUCUUCAACCGAGGCCCUGACUCCAGCUACCCUCUCUGGAGACUGAAGACACCAGCAGAACACGAGGGGGAGAUGGGCAUCAAGUCCAAGGAAGCGAGGAAGUACAUCUUCAACUGCCUGGAUGACAUGAUGCAGGUGAACAUGUCCACUAACCUGGAGGGGACGGACAUGUUGGCGGAGAAGGCAGACAGGAGGGAGUUCAUCGAUCUCCUGAAGAAGAUGCUGACCCUGGACGCUGACAAGCGCAUCACACCCAUGAAGACCCUGGCUCACCCCUUUGUGACCAUGGCCCACCUGCUGGACUUCCCCCACAGCUCCCAUGUGAAGUCGUGCUUCCAGAACAUGGAGAUCUGUAAGCGCAGGAGCACCUCCUUCGACAGCGGGAAGGGCCUCUUCACCAACACAGCCCCCAACACCGCUGCCAACCUGACCGUCACCUUCAGCAGCCAGCUCAACCAGCACAAUCAGGUGGCCGCGGCUGCAGGCCCGUCUCUGUCUCUGAACAGCAGUGUCCCGCUGCUGAACUACCAGCCGGCCCUGUACCAGCAGGCCACCAUCAACAUCCCGGGCCUGCCCCAGCAGAGCGUCCCCCUGCAGACCCGCCCCGCCCAGCUCUGCGCCCAGACCGAGCCCUUUCAACAGACCCUCAUCGUGUGCCCGCCCACCAUCCAGGGGCUCCAAACCUCCAGUAAGCACUCGGCCUUCCCCGUGCGGAUGGACAAUCCUGUGCCCAUAGUGCCCCAGAGCCAGCCCACCCAGCCCCUGCAGCUCCAGCCUGGCAUGCUCACACAGGGCUCCUGUACCCCUCUGAUGGUGGCCACCCUGCACCCCCACGUGGCGGCCGUGGGGCCGCAGUUCUCUCUCCCCCUGGCCCUGGGAUGUGGGGCAGCGAGGCCUGCCCUGCUGGAGCCGACAGCUACCGUGCUGCAGGCCUGGCCCGCAGGGACCCAGCAGAUCCUCAUACCUUCCACCUGGCAGCAGAUGCCGGGCGUGGCCAUCCACAACCCCGCCCCACCCGUCAUCCCCGAAUCACCAAUGGGGGCGCUCCUCUCCGACGGCUCCGCCCAGCAGAUUCCCAACUGGAGCAGGGGGCCCCACGGGGGCCAGUACAGCGGGGUCAUGCAGCAGCCCUCGGUCCUGGGGGGCCCCAUGUCCCUGGCCUCGGCCCAGCCCUUAAACAUGGGGGUAGCCCACGCGGUGAGGCCCCAGCAGAGCAGCACAUUGGGGAAGAGGUCCAAGGCCCGGCACGGAGACAGCCGCACCAGGGCCGCCUCUCGUCUGGAGCCUUCAGUUCCUGUGACUCACAACAGCCCCCUGCUCAACUCCCCCGCCUACUCAGCCGCGCUCUCUCAGCCAAUCGUCAUCUCCGACACGCCCAGCCCGGCCGUCAGCAUCAUCACCAUCCACAGCGACAGCGACGACGAGGAUGAGAGGAAGUUCCACCCUGCCAGCUGCCAGGCGAGCCAGCGGCCCAACGUGAUCAGCUGUGUGACGGUGCACGACUCCCAGGACUCGGACUCCUCCACCGCCAGCCCCCUCAGCCCCAAACGCCUGCCCACCUUCGCCCAGUCCGCCGCACACUUCUCCAAGUCCCUCGCCAUCAUCGUCCCGUCCGUCAAGAGCCAGCCAGGAGAGGGCGCUGCGGCCAAACCCGCCACGCGAGCAGGGCAACCUCAGAGCGUCUGCAGCAAGCCCAAGAAGAUGGCGGUACAGCAGUCCUGUGGGGUGGGGGCUGGCGGAGAGCGCAACCAUCGAGCAGCGCCGAGUCGAUCGCAGCCGCUCAACCUGAGCCAGGUGCAGCCCCCUGUGUCGUCCUCCCAGGAUCACACGGGCAGCGGCUCGUCCCGCCGGCAGCAGACCUACCCCCCCGUCUCGGCUCACUCCCGCUACCGCCUGCAGGAGGCGCCGCUGUUCAGCUCUGCGCCCAGCCUGUACACCUACCCAGCGUCCGCCGCCCUCGCCUCCGCCUCCCAGGCUGUGGACCAGCUGCUCUCCCAGGGGCCCGGCUCCUCCUCCCGCCACGGAGCGGGCCCCUACGCUGCCGCCGCCGUCCUCCGGAAGGACCCGGUGGGCCUGGGGGUGGGGGUGGGGGUGGGGGUGGGACACGGCCUGCCCCCCCAGUACCAGCACCAGUUCUCCAGCCAGCCCUACAUCACCUCCACCACCCGGGCUAACGCCCCCUACAGCGGCUACCAGCUCAGCCCCAGGAAACUCAACCAGUACCCCUAUCUGUGAGCUCUACCCACAGGGGCACUAACUUACACAGUCCCCCUAUCUGUGAGCUCCAUACACAGGGGCACUAACUUACACAGUCCCCCUAUCUGUGAGCUCCAUACACAGGGGCACUAACUUACACAGUACCCCUAUCUGUGAGCUCCAUACACAGGGGCACUAACUCACACAGUACCCCCAUCUGUGAGCUCCAUACACAGGGGCACUAACUUACACAGUGCCCCUAUCUGUGAACUCCAUACACAGGGGCACUAACUUACACAGUGCCCCUAUCUGUGAGCUCCACACACAGGGGCACUAACUUACACAGUCCCCCUAUCUGUGAGCUCUACCCACAGGGGCACAAACUUGCCUGGCCACACCAAAUGAAACCUACAUACUGUGCAGUCUGCUGAAGCCAUUCUAGAGGCGCAUUGUAGACUACAGCCUAUAAUCUCAACUGAAUCCAUUGUGCUUCGUACAUUUCAUGUCCUUCUAAACUCAUUUUUAGCCUUGAUGUUAUUUUAAUAUUUUCAUUUUUUUAUUCAUGUUUUUAACCUGGGUUUUUAAUAUUGUUAUUCCUCUUUGAUGGCAAUGUAAAAUACAGCACAUUUUUUGCCAUUUGAUUUUUAAAACAUUGCGAUAGAAAUGCCUACAUGACUUUAAGGCGAAUUCUGACCAACACGCACACCUGGUUUUUGAAUUGGCCGUGUUUUGUUUUUGCGAGCACACUAAUGUCACACUGCAUUGCGUUCACAUACUGACAAAACGAGGGGUUCUGCUGUCCUGAGUGCCAUCGUAAUCCGCCGUGUUUUUAUUUUAAACUCGUCUCUUUGUUUGCCACGUCUUGAGUCUCGUCAACAAUCAUCCCAGGAAACUGGUCACCUGAUCUGUACCUACGUUUUAGCUUGUUAAUCCAAGCACGUAUCUCCGAUGGCUUUGUGUGUGUGUGCGUGUGUGUGUGUGCGUGCGCGUUCUUAAUGUAACUCCCUGACUGCAGUUUCCCUAUAUAGUGUUAGUUAACCCCUGGGUUUAUGAAAAGUACUGUACAAAAAAAACAAAAAAAAACAUUGUUUCUAGUGUCAAGAUCAGUGCUUUAGCUGACAACUGGAGGAAAUGAAUGGAUUAAAAGCAACUUAGAGUAGACUGGUGAUGUUUGUGAACUUAAAUGUUAAAUGCACAAAGUAGGCAUUGGAGCGGGUAUUUUUACACUGAGUGAGUGGUACCUGAAAAUGCACAGGCGUUAUGAAUAUGACAAUAUUAGCAUAUUUGUUUAACUGUAAGACACGUUACAGGUAUAGAUACAGUAGGAAAUGCUGUCAGUGGGUAGAGAAACUAAAAAAGAAAUGUAUUCACUUACAGUCACCCUCGUUUAGACAAUUAGACUUGUGCAAACUUGUUUUGGCGAGACUUUAAAAGUUUGUUUCUUACAUGCCAUGGUAAUUCAAUGCAACUGCGGCAAAUUCUCUGUAAAAUAUAUUUUAGUGUUUGGGUAAAUUAAUAGGCCAUGUAUUACUCCACAAUAUGAGGAUACGUUGUAUUUUGUAAUAAGACAAGCCCUCACCCCUCACUAUCACUGUUCAAUAAAUGCAAUGUAAUCCUUUUUA